GUUCAUCAGCUCUACCAGGGCAUGGUGAAGCAUCUAAUUUCAUGGCUCAAGUCAGCUCUUGGUGAAGCAGAACUCGAUGCAUGGUGCCGCCGUCUCCCACCAAAUCACAACAUCCGUUUAUUCAUGAAGGGCAUAUCUGGUCUGCAACGCGUCAGCGGUACGGAGCACGCCCAGAUUUGCCGUUUCCUUCUCCGAGUCGGAAUCAUUCUAGGAGUUCGCCUACCUGAUAAUCUCUCGCCCACACGGCUCAUUCACGCUGUAAGAGGGCUGCUUGAUUUCCUCUACUUGGCUCAGCACCCUUGUCACUCAGACCUCCUUGACGACGCCCUAUCCAACUUCCACAAGAAUAAGGCUAUUUUUGUCCAGCUCGGCAUUCGCACCUCGUUCAAUUUACCCAAGCUCCAUUCCUUUGAGCACUACGCUUACAUGAUACGUCUAUUUGAGGCAACCGACAAUUACCACACAGAGUAUACUGAACGGCUUCAUAUUGACCUUGCAAAGGAUGCGUAUCAUGCAACGAAUCACAAGGACGAACAUACACAGAUCACUCUAUGGCUCGAACGCCGCGAGAAGAUACCCUACCAUACCCGAUUCAUUCACUGGCGGAUCCACAACAGCAUACUCCAACUGCGACAUUAG
This is a messenger RNA of Coniophora puteana RWD-64-598 SS2, 639 nucleotides long. RefSeq lists its product as uncharacterized. The record is from RefSeq and is a predicted model, not a curated record. The annotation marks the transcript as partial. Lineage: Eukaryota; Fungi; Basidiomycota; Agaricomycetes; Boletales; Coniophoraceae. The transcript has a single exon.